AGGAUGCAGAAAGCGUUGUUCAAGCUGUAGAUGUUGGUGCUCCUGAAUCUGGGAGCCUUUGGCAGCGCAAAUGCAGGCCAUCAACCGGGUGCUUCGACAAGGGGUAAGGCCUUCUUCCUCUUCUCGGAGUACCAUCCCGAUCGUUUUGCCGGACUGGUGUGAGAAAGGAACAAGUCUAGUGUACAUAUCAAAAAGCAACGGGCAAGCCCAUACCGUCACAGUAGAAAAGAUAGAGGAGAGACAGCAGAUGGUUGUCAUUCGCUUCGACUCCAACCGGAAAGUUUGGAAACGCGUUCCGUUCGUAGAGGUUCGAAAGUUUGGGGAUGGCACCUUGAGGCCGCUGUGGAAGAAGACGGAGGUUUCAACUGUGCCUGAAAGACCGAAAAACUACGUGGAUGUGGACGAUAGCGAUGAGGUCCCCUCAGCAAAAUCGUCGGUGGUGGACGCUGAGCCAAGCCCGGAAGUGGUGGCAAGUCCCAACGAGGUUCUCGAACCUUCCAAAAAGAGGCCGGCAGAAACGACGCUGGCUGAGGAGAAGAAGGAAUCGAAGCCAAAGAAGAGAAAAUGAGGUCACAAGUCGACAUGGAGAAAUACAUCGCGGUGGAAAUGGAUGCGAUUUGGGCCUGUCCAAAUUAUAGUGAAAAAA
Messenger RNA from Cladocopium goreaui, 646 nucleotides. The record is from the annotation of a GenBank genome assembly. NCBI's taxonomy places the organism in Eukaryota, Dinophyceae, Suessiales, Symbiodiniaceae.